Panicum hallii is the source of this 1855-nucleotide messenger RNA. Its product is annotated as obtusifoliol 14-alpha demethylase-like. Gene Ontology annotation, molecular function: oxidoreductase activity, acting on paired donors, with incorporation or reduction of molecular oxygen; iron ion binding; heme binding. Bases 217 to 1713 code for a protein of 498 amino acids. Lineage: Eukaryota; Viridiplantae; Streptophyta; Magnoliopsida; Poales; Poaceae. The transcript is spliced from 3 exons. The record is from RefSeq and is a predicted model, not a curated record.
CAAUCGAUGUCCAGUACAAUAUUCCUUGGUUUUGCUUGCUUAAUCCUCAGCAGCAAAUAUCAAGCUUGAGCCCCUGUAUAUAAGUACCUGCAGUGUGUCGCUUUAUUUUUCGUAUGUACCAGCAAUCAAUCAAGCAGCUGAAACAAGGAGGCUCCUGCUAUACAUUCUAAUUGAUUAAUACGAUUAUUAUUGCUUCAGCUAACACUGCAGUAUAUCAUGGAUGAUGAUACAACAACAACUGGGCACACAUGGCUCUUGAUGAUCACCGUUUUCCCUACCAUCAUCAUCAUAGCCACCAUGAUGAUCGCACGAGCAAGAACCAUCCCUCCAAAGCCGCCCAAGACGAGGCGGCCAAAUAAUCAGCCACCGCCCGUGGCUGAGGGAGCUCCCAUCGUCGGAGUUCUGCCUGCUAUCCUCACCACGAGCUUACAGACCGUGAUCCGCGACCAGCACUCGAAGCUCGGCAGCGUCUUCACGCUGAGCUCCUUCGGGAUCAAGGUCACGUUCCUGGUCGGGCCAAAGGUUUCCGCCCAUUUCUUCCACGGCACCGAAUCGGAGAUCAGCAUCGCCGACGUUUACAAGAUCACCGUCCCCAUCUUUGGCAAAGGGGUCGGCUACGAUAUCGACAACGACACCCGGAACGAGCAGCACAGGUUCUUCGCCGGGAUUUUGAGGCCGGCGAAGCUAAGGAGCCAUGUCGGCCUCAUGGUUCGUGAGGUGGAGGAAUACUUUGCGAAAUGGGGUGAACGCGGCACGGUUGAUCUGAAACAGGAGAUCGACAGCGUGCUGAUGCGGAUCGCGAGCCGGUGCCUGCUGGGGACUGAGGUCCGGGACCACAUGCACGGCGAGGUCUCGUCGCUCCUCCACGACCUCAUCGGCGGCCUACACCUCGUCAGCAUGUUUUUCCCGCACCUCCCGACCCCGGCGCACCGCCGCCGCGACCGGGCGCGGGCGAGGCUCGAGGAGAUAUUCUCCGGGAUCGCCAGGUCGCGCAAGAGCUCCGACCGCGCCGGCGACGACAUGCUGCAGGCCCUGAUGGACUCCAGGUACAGGGACGGCCGCGCCACGACGGAGGCGGAGGUCACCGGGCUGCUGGUGGCGCUGCUCUUCGCCGGCCACCACACGAGCUCCACCGUCACCGCCUGGACGGCGGCCCGCCUGCUCCGCCACGCCGACUGGCUGCGCGCGGCCACGGAGGAGCAGGGGCGGAUCAUGCACGUCACCAUCGACUACGACGCCCUGCUCCGGAUGGACGUCCUCCACCGCAGCGUCAAGGAGGCGCUGCGCCUCCACCCGGUGACUCCGAUGAUCCUCCGCCGCGCGCGCGAGGCGUUCGCCGUGCGGACCGAGGAGGGAGACGAGUACGAGAUCCCGGAGGGGCGCCUGCUGGCGAGCCCGCUGGUGGUGAACAACAUGCUACCCGGCGUGUACAGGGACCCCGACGCGUUCGACCCGGACCGGUUCGCCGCCGGCAGGGAGGAGGACAGGGCAGGCGGCGAGCUCGCGUACACCUCGUUUGGCGCUGGGAAGCAUGCCUGCAUGGGCGAGGGCUACGCAUACCUGCAGAUCAAAGUGAUACUGAGCCAUCUUCUGAGGAAUUUCGAGCUCGAGCUGGUUUCUCCGUUCCCGGAGACGGAGGACAUGAUCUCCAUGAGGCCCAAAGGUGAAGUCAUGGUAAGGUACAACAGACGCCUGCUGCAGCAGUGCACCUGACAAGAUCAGUCAGUGCAAGUGAACUCUUGUGGAGCUGAUCAGCAGGAAAAUACCACUGCAAUUGUCCUUGGAAAAUUAUUAUUCGAAAAGCCAAAACUUGGAAAUUGUACCAUUCAUUCUAAACAUGAUGUGCAUCCAUAAA